UGGCGCCGGUUUUUCAUGCUGUCAGCUGUAUGUCGAUUUGACAGAGAUUAUGAUUAUUGAAUCUGAAGUAUUAUUUUCUGAAUGUUUAUUUUUUAAUUUAUAAUUUAUACAUGUUCAGUGCUCACUAAACGUUUAUUAAGAGUGUAGUUGUAAUUUAUACGUAUUUUACAAUGAGUGACGACGACCAUUACACGGAAAUAGAUAUCUCUGAUGUCAUAGAUGAUUCCGAAAAUUAUUUUGAAAAUGAAAAUCAAUCUGAAAUAAUCGAAACUGAACUGAACAGUAUUCAAAAUUCUGAAAUAUUUAACUCCGAAGAACAAAUACCUCCAGAAAAAAAAAUUCAAAAUGCUAAAAGUGAGCCUGUGGUAAGAAGCACUAGGUUGCCAAUGGCUAGAAUAAAAAAUAUAAUGAAGAUGGAUCCUGAUGUUCACAUAGUGAAUGCUGAAGCUGUAUUUUUAGUAACUAAAGCUACGGAAAUGUUUCUGGAGUCAAUAGCAAAAGAGACAUUUACAUACACAACACAUCACAAAAGAAAAACAAUAUCCAAGAAGGAUCUCGAUGUGAUCAUAAAUAAAGUGGACUGUUUGUGUUUUCUAGAAGGUGCUAUGGACUUUUAAACGUAAGAUUAGAUGUAAUUAAUAAAAAGGAAUCAUAAUAUGAAAA
Messenger RNA from Zerene cesonia (dogface butterfly), 663 nucleotides. It is a transcript of the gene PolE4, whose product is annotated as DNA polymerase epsilon subunit 4. The transcript is spliced from 2 exons. Gene Ontology annotation, cellular component: epsilon DNA polymerase complex; nucleus. NCBI's taxonomy places the organism in Eukaryota, Metazoa, Arthropoda, Insecta, Lepidoptera, Pieridae. The record is from RefSeq and is a predicted model, not a curated record. Gene Ontology annotation, molecular function: protein heterodimerization activity. Bases 171 to 617 code for a protein of 148 amino acids.